AUGCCUCCCGGCACGACGCUGCUGUCCGGCUUGCAGCGCAGCCUGGGGCUGAUGCGGGGCACUGGUGUGCACCCAUGUGCAUGGAAUGCCCGCUGCCAGCCAUUUGGGCCCGGCCUGGCCCGGCGUGGGUCCUCGCUCUCCUCCCGGGCGGCACUGCCUCCCACCACCGGCCUCCCCCGGCUCACCUGGCCCUCCCGCACCCACGAGGCGGGCAUGCUGCGGGAGGCCGACAUCGACCAGGCCGUGAGCCUGUGCGGCUGGGUGGACAGGGUGCGUAACCUGGGCGCCAUUACCUUCCUGGACGUGCGCGACCACACCGGCGUGGUCCAGGUGGUCGUCGACGCCGGCUCGCCCCGCGCCCUGCACGACGUCGCGGCCCGCCUCCGCCCCGAGGCCGUGGUCAGCGUACGGGCCCGGGUGCGGCGCCGUAGCGACCCCAACCCGGGCCUGCCCAGCGGCGCGGUGGAGGCCGAGCCCUCCAGCAUCCAGGUGCUGAACCCGGUCCAGGGUGGCCUGCCCAUCCCCGUUUCUGCAAGUUCUCCAGAGGGCGCCGACGCGCUGCGAGACGAGGUCAGGCUCCGGCACCGGGUGCUGGACCUCAGACGCCCGCAAAUGGCGCUGAACCUGCGCAAGCGGCACGAGCUGACUCGGUGCAUGAGGCGCUACCUGGAGGACGAGCACGGUUUCUUGGAGAUCGAGACGCCCAUCCUGGGGCGGAGCACGCCGGAGGGCGCACGCGACUUCAUCGUGCCCUCCCGGGUGCAACCCGGGGAAUGGUACGCGCUGCCGCAGUCCCCGCAGCUCUACAAGCAGAUGCUCAUGGUGGCGGGGUUUGACCGCUACUACCAGGUGGCCCGCUGCUUCCGCGACGAGGACCUGCGCUCCGACCGGCAGCCGGAGUUUACCCAGCUCGACCUGGAGACCUCCUUCAUGGACCAGGAGGCCAUCAUAGGGCUGGCAGAGGGACUCAUGGCACGGGUCUUUGCCACGGUGCUGGGCGUGGAAGUUGCGGCGCCCUUCCCUCGUCUUUCGUACAGCCAGGCCAUGGAGCGGUACGGCUGCGACAAGCCAGAUCUGCGCUUCGGUCUGGAAAUGACGUAUGUGACCGAGGCGGUCAGGGGCUCCGACUUCCGGCUGUUUGCGGAUGCGGUGGCGCAGGGUGGCAUCGUGCAGGGCCUGAGGGUGCCCCACGGCUCUGCCAUCUCCAACUCCCGGCUCAAGGGCAAGGGCGACAUUGCAGCCCAGGCAGCCGCGCAAGGGCUGGGGGGCCUCGUCUCGCUCCGUGUCGGGGCGGGCGGGGAGCUGGAGGGCGCCUCGGCGGUUGUGCAGGGGCUGGGGCCCAGCUGCCUGCAGCAGAUGGGCGAGGUCCUGGGAGCGCAGCCCGGCGACCUCCUGCUUUUCGGGGCUGGGCUGGCAGCCACGGUGCACAAGGGCAUGGACCGGGUCCGACAACACCUCGGUCGCUCCCUUGGACUCGUGAAGGACUCUGCCCACUCCCUGCUGUGGGUGGUGGACUUUCCCAUGUUUGAGAGGGAUGAGGAAGCCGGCCGCCUGGUGGCCCUGCACCAUCCCUUCACCGCCCCCAACCAGGACGACAUCGCGCAGGGCGUCCCGCUGGCAGUGUGCAGGGCACACGCCUUCGACCUCGUGUACAACGGGGUCGAGGUCGGCGGCGGGAGCCUGCGCAUCUACAGGCGAGACCUCCAGCAGAUGGUCUUUGACGCCAUCGGCCUCUCACGAGAGGAGGCCGCCCUCCAGUUCGGCUACCUCCUGGACUGCCUGGAUCAGGGUGCUCCGCCCCAUGGAGGCAUGGCCCUGGGCCUGGACCGGCUGGCCAUGCUGCUGUGCGGCGCCAGCAGCAUCCGUGACGUCAUCGCCUUUCCCAAGACGACGCAGGGCACCUGCGCCGUGACCCUGGCGCCCGCCCCCGUCGGCGACGACCAGCUGGCAGCCCUGAGGCUGCAGCUCGUCCCCGUGCCUGAGAAGAGUCCCGGCCUGGAAGCCCACACCUGA
This is a messenger RNA of Auxenochlorella protothecoides, 2013 nucleotides long. RefSeq names its product Aspartate-tRNA ligase. Gene Ontology annotation, cellular component: mitochondrion; cytoplasm. The transcript has 11 exons. The record is from RefSeq and is a predicted model, not a curated record. Gene Ontology annotation, molecular function: aspartate-tRNA ligase activity; nucleic acid binding; ATP binding. NCBI's taxonomy places the organism in Eukaryota, Viridiplantae, Chlorophyta, Trebouxiophyceae, Chlorellales, Chlorellaceae. Gene Ontology annotation, biological process: aspartyl-tRNA aminoacylation. Bases 1 to 2013 code for a protein of 670 amino acids.